Messenger RNA from Clunio marinus, 399 nucleotides. Lineage: Eukaryota; Metazoa; Arthropoda; Insecta; Diptera; Chironomidae. The record is from the annotation of a GenBank genome assembly.
AUGUUUCGACUCAAAAUACGAAAAGAAACUAAAUUAUUUACAAACGUUCAAGUCGCGAAAAGAAUUGCAACUACGAUGAGAAUGUGUAUGGAGGAGCUGAGAAUGAUGGGAAAUAUCAAAGCUCUGGGAACUAAGACAAACAUUUGGCUCUCGAGCAAUUCAAACUCGAGAGUUCAAUUCAAAGUCUCGGGCGCUUUUCACGUUUCAUUGAAAAUGUCACGAAAUGGACAUCAUUUUCGUGACGAAGACAUUUCUCAAUCAACAAUAACAACACAAUUAAAAAAACAUUCUAUCUUUACAGACAAAAAAGUGACGCAAAAGGGAAAAUACGAAAUAAAAAAUUCGGAAAAGAAUGUUCUAGACGUGAAGCGAGAAUCAUCGCUGAGAAUCAUGACCUGA